CCUGAGCCGGGGGCGGCGGAGCCCGCACCGGUACCGGCACCGGCGGCAGCACCGACAGCGGCGGCGGGGACCGGGACCCAGCGCUGCAGCGCGGCGGAACCGAUGUCCAUGAGGAGCCCUGUUUCUCCCUACCUGGAGCUCGAUGGAGCGGGCAGCAUGGUGAACUGCAGCAUCAAGACGGAGGAGAAGAAGGAGGGUGUCUAUGAGUCCCCACCAGGGGCUGCCCCCAGCACUGAGCCCCGUCCCAACGACCCACCAGGGCCACCCCCGAAGGAGGGCACUGACCCCCAGGCCCUGCCACAGGAGUCCUGCUCUCCAGCCAGCGAUGCCCUGGAACCCCGGCGCUCUGCCUUCGAGCCGGCUGUCAGCAGCCAGGAGAAGCUGGACUUCAACAGGAACUUGAAGGAGGUGAUGCCAACCAUUGAGAAGUUACUGUCCAGUGACUGGAAGGAGCGGCUGCUGGGCCGGAACACCGCCGAGUCCAAGGAAGUGAAAGGAACCCAGGAGAGCCUGGCAGAGAAGGAGCUCCAGUUGCUUGUCAUGAUCAACCAGCUGUCCACGCUGCGGGACCAGCUCCUGACGGCCCACUCGGAGCAGAAGAACAUGGCAGCCAUGCUCUUUGAGAAGCAGCAGCAGCAGAUGGAGCUGGCACGGCAGCAGCAAGAGCAGAUCGCCAAGCAGCAGCAGCAGCUCAUCCAGCAGCAGCACAAAAUCAACCUGCUGCAGCAACAGAUCCAGCAGGUCAACAUGCCCUAUGUCAUGAUUCCUGCCUUCACCCCCAGCCACCAGCCUCUCCCUGUCACUCCUGACUCCCAGUUAGCACUGCCCAUCCAGCCCAUCCCUUGCAAACCAGUGGAUUACCCAGUGCAGCUGCUGCACAGCCCCCCUCCUCCCACGCUGAAGAGACCCGCCGGCUCGGGCCACCUCCAGAUGCAGGAGACCUCACAGCCACUGAACCUGACAGCCAAGCCCAAAGGUUCUGACCUCCCCAGUGCCUCCAGCUCGCCCAGUUUGAAGAUGAGCGGCUGCCAGUCCCUCACACCAAGUCAUGGGGCCACCAGGGACCUGCAGACCAGCCCGUCCAACCUGCCUCUGGGGUUCCUGGGAGAAGGUGAUGCCAUCACCAAAGCCAUCCAGGACGCGCGGCAGCUGCUGCACGGCCACAGCGGAGCCAUGGAGGGAUCACUGAGCAACCCCUACCGCAAGGACCACGUGGGGAUCGACUCUUCUCCAGUGAAGGAGCGGAUGGAGGAGACCCCCACCCACCGGCUGGAUGAGGCCCUCUUGACCUGUGAGAUGGAUGGCUCACGGCACUUCCCCGAGUCCAGGAACAACAACCACAUCAAGAGGCCCAUGAAUGCCUUCAUGGUGUGGGCGAAGGACGAGAGGAGGAAGAUCUUGCAGGCCUUCCCAGACAUGCACAACUCCAGCAUCAGCAAGAUCCUGGGCUCCAGGUGGAAAUCCAUGACAAACCAGGAGAAACAACCCUACUACGAGGAGCAAGCCCGGCUGAGCCGGCAGCACCUGGAGAAAUACCCUGACUACAAGUACAAGCCCCGGCCCAAGCGCACCUGCAUCGUGGAGGGGAAGCGGCUGCGGGUGGGCGAGUACAAGGCGCUGAUGAGGAACCGGCGGCAGGACGCCCGGCAGGGCUAUUUGAUCGGGUCCCAGGGCAGCCAGCUGCCCCCCGCCUCCUCCGAGGUGCUGUACCAGAGGCCGGUGGGCAUGCAGCUGACCCCCCCACUGAUGGAGCACUACCUGCCCCGUGGGGGGGACCCUGGCAUGCCUGUCAUUGUCAACACCCGCAGCCUCAAGGAAGGGGACGGUGGUGACGACGGGCACUCGGUGGCCGAGGGCGAGAUGUACCGCUACAGUGAGGAGGAGGACUCGGAGGGAGAGGACAAGAGUGAUGGCGAGCUGGUGGUGCUGACAGACUGAGAGGGGGGGGGCCCCAGGAUGGGUGGCUGGGGAGGGGGGUGGGUGGCAGGGCUGGCUGCCACCAAAAAGGAGGUCACAGCAUCCCCCGAUGGGAUGGGACUCGGUAGAAGGGCUGCGCUGGGAGCAGAGGGGAGCACACGGGUGCUGCUUCACCCCACCCAGGUGGGCACACAGUGGGUUGUUUGUUGGGGUUUGUUUUUUUUUUUGGGGGGGAGGAGGUGCUGCCCAGGGGAGUGAUGAGCAGUGAUGUGUGCUGGAGGAGGCCAUGGCCAGGAUGUGCUGAACCCACUGGGCAACCUGGCUCAGCCUUGCUUUGGUGGCGGGGGCCACCUGGCUUGGGGACACGGGUGCUGUGGUUGCUGAGCUGUCCUUCACCCACAGCCCUCCUAGGAGGUUCCCAAGGGUGCAGGAAAACCUCCAGAGCAUCUCCCAGCCCUCCAACACCUUUGCAGAGAACUUCCCCUGCAGCCACCAGCCCCACUGCUGGCGACACGGGAUGGGGACACGCUUGUCCCUCUCUCAGCCCUGCCUGACCUCCUUGCUGCAUUUCCCACUUGGUCUUUGGAGCCUGCCAGCAAAUUCCCAUGGAGCCAUUUUUAGCUCUCGCCUGGCCUGAUGACCAGCCAAGGGCUCCAAGGAGCCUUUUAUGCUCCUGACAGCUCUGGCCCACUUUGUAAAUGAAGUUGCUGCAUGUUCUCUGGCUGUGCCCUUACCCUGGGCACCAGCCCCAGCUGCUGUGGGUACAUCUCCAUCUCUGGGCACCUCCCUCCUGCUCUCCAGCUCUGCCAGCUGCAGGCUGUGCCCUGGGCCUGCAGCAUCAGGCCAUGUGAGAAACAACAGC
Molecule: messenger RNA, 2779 nt
Organism: Apus apus (common swift)
Lineage: Eukaryota; Metazoa; Chordata; Aves; Apodiformes; Apodidae
Gene: SOX13
Product: SRY-box transcription factor 13
Exons: 14
Coding region: 103-1938 (611 amino acids)
Biological process (GO): regulation of transcription by RNA polymerase II; cell fate commitment
Cellular component (GO): nucleus
Molecular function (GO): DNA-binding transcription factor activity, RNA polymerase II-specific; RNA polymerase II cis-regulatory region sequence-specific DNA binding
Source: RefSeq, a predicted model, not a curated record